Messenger RNA from Rhopalosiphum maidis (corn leaf aphid), 1225 nucleotides. RefSeq lists its product as uncharacterized. The transcript is spliced from 6 exons. Bases 18 to 884 code for a protein of 288 amino acids. The record is from RefSeq and is a predicted model, not a curated record. NCBI's taxonomy places the organism in Eukaryota, Metazoa, Arthropoda, Insecta, Hemiptera, Aphididae.
UGUAUACUAAUAUUAUUAUGAUUUAUAUUACAGACCUCAUAAAACAACUUGUAGAAUUUAGCCCUAAUGUGUAUUUAUUUUAUGGUCAUGAUCACUUACAAUCUUGGUUUGAGGCGGUUGAUCCUAGAAAAACUAUAGCUGAGGCUCAAAAAGUGAAAGAAUUUGUAACCGAAUAUCCUGUUGCGGGAUUGAUUCUGAAAGGAAUAUAUUAUGAUUAUAAUAUUCAUCCAGAUUAUCAUGUUCCUAACGACUUUUACGUAAAAUUAAAAGCUUAUGUCGAGACAAUGAAAAUUGAAAUUCCCAAUUUGAAAAUUGGGUUGUAUCUGGAAGCACUCAGUAUGAUGUUUUAUAGUAAAGAUCCAAAAUCUCCAGAUUGGUUUGAUUUUACAGUAUUAAACAAAGUUAUGGAUAACUAUAUAAUUGGAUUUGAUAGAUUUAAUGAAUGCACUUUUUAUUUAUUAAAUGGUGGAGUUGUACCUUUGAAUUCAACAGAUCCAAGCAUUAACACCUUAACUAAAUUCAAAGCUGCUUUUGAUGGAUCAAGCAUUGCAAGGGAUAAAGUUUAUUUCGAAUUUUCAAUAAAUCCUUCAGUAACAAAAAAAUUUGAAAAAUAUUUUAUACCAUGUGAAGUAUCAUAUAAUGAGUAUUGUGAAAAUCAAGGUGAAUAUAAAGACUGCAUGUGUGUCGAUAAUCAGGAUACAUUCUUUGAAAAAGGAAAAUUUACAAAAGAAAAUUCAAAGGGAUUCAUAGCAAAGUUUAUAGAUUUAGUUGAUCGCGAUCUAAAAUGUGAAUGUAAUGAUGAUAAGUAUAUAACGUUUACUAUGAUGUUAAAUGGUUAUAAUAAUUUGGAAAAAUUAACUUGUGCUAAAUUAAGUGGCAGCUGAGUGAUUGAAUUAUUUAUUAUUGUCUAAUACUAUAAUAGCUGAUAUAUUAUUUUUUAAUAAAUUAUUUAUUUGAAGUAAUACCUAACUAUUGUAAUGUACUAAUUGAAACAAGCAUUAAGUAUUUGAUUAUUUAAAUUAUUAUAUUAUGAAUAAUAUAUUUUUUAAAGUACAGUAGAACCUCGAUUAUCUGAACUAAUUGAGACCGCACCUAGUUCGGAUAUGACAAAUUCGGAUAUUGAAAAUUAAAAAAAAAAUUGUUUAAAAUAAUUAAAUAUUUUAUAAUAUGUACAUACAUAUUUAUUAUUAUUAAUUUUUUAUUAGAAUUACAUACAUUACAUUAU